AUGUCGCACCUUCGUCAGGUUUUCGGAAUACUCCACGUUAGCAUCCGAGAACAGUUAAAUGGAAGAAAUCAGCUACUGAAAAUACAUCAUCCACGCGCUGAUAUCCACAUGAAAAUUAUGAACGUCUCCAACGAAUCAACACCUUCAUUUAGCCCUCAACCCCCACCUGGAAUAACCACGUUCACACGGACAACAUACUCUAUUUUGUCUGUCGUCGCUAUGAUAGGAAACAUCUUGGUUAUUCUCGUCUUUGUCGGGAACAAGGAUCUACUCAAAAAAUCGUACAACAUAUUAAUUCUGUCCUUAGCCAUAUCUGAUAUUCUCACCGCUCUGCUGCUUAUCACAAACCCAGCUUUUGUCCUUGGUGACGCGUUUCCUUAUCCAACUAAUCACGUCAUUGGCGACAUCUUCUGCCGUGUACUGUGGAGUCGUGCGAUUCUGUUCCAGCUGGUAGUCUUCUCCGCGUACAUUUGUUUGGCUUUGGCGACAGAGCGGUGGUAUGCAGUGGUCAAGCCCUACAAGUACAACGAGGUCUUUAGCAAGAAGCGAACGCUCGUUUACAUCUCUCUUGUGUGGCUCUGGUCAUUUCUCCUCUGUGGCACAUCUCUGUUCGAAGUUGCGUACGUUCCCACAGAGCCACUGAAUCGCCGCUGCAAAUGGGAAUUGUUCUUGGGUGAACAGCCAGUACGCACUAUUGGUGCAAUCAUUCAAGUCCUGUUCAAAAUGGUGCUUCCCAGCCUGACUAUGUCGUGUCUGUUUUUCCACAUGGUUUACAAGGCAGGCAGGUCUACGGUCGUCUCAGCUGAGAGCAAGGCUCAAUUGCGCGGAAAAAUGACGCGAAUGGUCGGCGCCGCCUGCCUGAUGCUCAUUAUUUGUUACGCGCCAAACCAGAUCAACUACGCUCUGGCAAUGGCGGGAAAAACGCGACUUGAUAGCGAGCUGCACCAUGGUCUCUCUAUUUUGGUAUUUGUCAACAGCUGUGUGAACCCAUUCAUUUAUGGGUUUAGCAACAGGAAUUACCGCAACGGCUACCUCAGAAUCGUGUUCUCAGCCUGCUUUAAAAUCAGUGGUAGAAGAAUCAGUAACAGAGUAACAGAUGGAAGCUACUGUGUUGUCAUCACAGUAGAGUCUGUGGUGGAAAGUGCUCGGGAAAAUUCAGCUCAAAGAGAAGAACACUCAUCUAGAGAGUAA
Messenger RNA from Stylophora pistillata, 1191 nucleotides. RefSeq names its product melatonin receptor type 1A. The record is from RefSeq and is a predicted model, not a curated record. Gene Ontology annotation, molecular function: G protein-coupled receptor activity. Gene Ontology annotation, biological process: G protein-coupled receptor signaling pathway. Gene Ontology annotation, cellular component: membrane. NCBI's taxonomy places the organism in Eukaryota, Metazoa, Cnidaria, Anthozoa, Scleractinia, Pocilloporidae.